AUGGACACGCAGAGCAGACCACGACCAACGAAACGAUGGCUGAUUCUCGUGGGACUCUUUGCCGUCGGAUAUUUUGACAUCGGAACGUUAAAAUCGUUGGGCGUGUUCCUUGAGAAAAUGACGGAAGACUUGCAAACGUCUCUCGCUGUCGUUGGACUAGCUAUUGGACUAUGUCACGGCGUAGCACAAUGUUUUGGGUUUGGAUAUAGCGUAGUUCUUUUGCCUUCUCAAGUCAGCGUCCUUGACUACUUUCCAGAUCACUUCGAGAUCGCCACAACAAUUGUCAUCCUGGGCAGCGGUGUGGGUAUGAUGACGCUCCCAUUGCUUACAGAACAGCUCGUCGUGGCUUACUCCUGGAGAGGAGCGAUCCUUAUCCUAGGGGCCUUGAACUUGCAUAUGUGUGUGACGGGGUUACUAAUGGUGUCAGCUGGUCAACAAAGGCGUGUAUUGGGAGAACCUUCAACUUUAGCCAUCAGAUCUCAGGUCAGAGAAAACCAUGAAGAAACUGUGUCCCUGAUAAACGAACAUGUGAGUGUUUACCCACAUAACAUAGAUGAUAAUGGUGAUGAUGAUGAUGAUGAUGAUGAUGAUGAUCGCAAUGGCCAUGGGGUCUUUUACUCUAUCGCCAGAAUCGCCAGAGCUGCCAAAAAGGUAUUCCUGGAUACUUUCGAUUUUAAAAUCUUCCGUGAGUGCCCCCGCUUCAUCACAAUCUGCAUGACUUUAUUCACCUACGCCGUCUCCUACUAUGGAUGGAUCGUCUUCUUGAUUCCCAAUGCCGAAGCCAAGGGUAUCAGCCCCGAGAAAGCCGUCCUACUUGCAACCAUUGGUGGUGCUGGGAACAUCUUUGGAAGGCUCACGAUAGGUCUCCAGGCUGCAAGGUUCAAUCUGAAACCCCAGAUCACCUACUGCCUCAUCUGUAUCGUAUCAGCAGUGGCGUUCUUCUAUAAUUUCUUCACUAAAAGUUUUUCCAUUCUUAGCUGUUUAGCAGCCAUAAAUGGCUUCGCAUUGGGUGGAAAGGUCAUGAGUAGCAACCUUCUGUGUAAGGACACUGUCUCGGACGAAAGGUUUCCCGCUGCGUUGUCUUUCGUAUCACUCGUCUUUGGUAUAGGGGAGACAGUCGGGGCAUUGCUCAUUGGGCUUCUGUACGAUAUCACGAAGUCAUUCGAUAUCAUGUUCUGUGUGCUUGGAGCAGCUAAUAUAUUGGAGUCCUGCAUCAUCAUUUCUCCCAUCAUCAAGGAUUGGAUGGUCGCCUUGGUUACCACCCGUUAA
Molecule: messenger RNA, 1269 nt
Organism: Strongylocentrotus purpuratus (purple sea urchin)
Lineage: Eukaryota; Metazoa; Echinodermata; Echinoidea; Camarodonta; Strongylocentrotidae
Product: monocarboxylate transporter 12-like
Exons: 3
Coding region: 1-1269 (422 amino acids)
Biological process (GO): transmembrane transport
Molecular function (GO): monocarboxylic acid transmembrane transporter activity
Source: RefSeq, a predicted model, not a curated record